AUGAGUGAACUAUGGACGAAGAACCAGAUCGGAUUGAUAAAGGCCGAUCACCUUAUACCGCCUUCGGUUAGCAUAGGCAACCAAAAGGACACUGCGCUGGGAUACGCGAUGGCGAGCAUCCUAGUUGGCGUGACGCCGAUUACUGAAAAGAUAGGCACCUAA
Messenger RNA from Cinara cedri, 162 nucleotides. The record is from the annotation of a GenBank genome assembly. NCBI's taxonomy places the organism in Eukaryota, Metazoa, Arthropoda, Insecta, Hemiptera, Aphididae.